Darwinula stevensoni is the source of this 1042-nucleotide messenger RNA. The record is from the annotation of a GenBank genome assembly. Lineage: Eukaryota; Metazoa; Arthropoda; Ostracoda; Podocopida; Darwinulidae.
CGAUUGGAAAGACGAAAACCCGAAUUUAUUUGCUGCCAUUAAAUUAGAAAAGCGAGUGAUGUUUAUUAUCAUGACGCUGGUGGUGGCAGUAGCCGCAUUUAAUAUUGUGUCUACACUCAUUAUGGCGGUUACCGAUAAGCGUGCGGACAUUGCCAUUAUGCGUACGUUUGGCGCCAGCCCUCGUAGUGUGAUGAUGAUUUUUGUGGUGCAAGGCGCGCUGAUUGGUGUAAUAGGCACGGUGUUGGGUGUGCUGCUGGGUGUCACAAUUGCACUCAAUGUGGAUGUGAUUGUGCCAUUUAUUGAGCAAUUAUUUGUUGGAAAGCCUCUAAAAUCAACCCUGCGGAGGCGCUACGCUAUGAAUAAUUUUGACCAUUCAGAUAAUAUCGUAGCCUGCGAAAAUUUAAGCAAAACCUACCAAGGUUUAGAAGUGGCUGUGCUUAACAAUAUUAAUUUUUCUGUAAAAGCGGGUGAGCAAGUGGCGAUUGUGGGCGCUUCAGGCUCAGGAAAAAGUACCUUGCUCCAUUUGUUAGCUGGCUUAGAUACGCCCAGCAGUGGUGAAGUGCGCAUUUUAAACAAAAAUUUAGCCAACUUUGCCGAGGCUUAUAAAGGCACUUUGCGCAAUGAGGCGCUGGGGUUUGUCUAUCAAUUUCACCAUUUAUUGCCAGAAUUUACCGCGCUUGAAAAUGUCGCCAUGCCUUUGUUGAUUCGCCAUCUAUCCCGCGAGGUUGCACUUGCGCAAGCAGCUGAAAUGCUGGGGAAAGUUGGAUUGGCGCAUCGUUUGCAGCAUAUGCCCGGUGAACUUUCAGGUGGUGAGCGGCAGCGUGCGGCGGUGGCGCGGGCUUUGGUUACCCAGCCAAAAUGCGUGAUGGCCGAUGAGCCAACAGGUAAUUUAGAUAGAAAUACCGCCCACGCGGUGUUUGAUAUGCUGUUGGAUAUUAACCAAACGCAAGGUGUGGCUUUAGUGGUGGUGACACACGAUUUAGAAUUAGCCGCAAAAAUGCAACGGCAAUAUCGCUUAGUAGAUGGGCAAUUGCAAGUUUUG